GACGACAAUGCAGGCUGCACAACUACCUCCAGAAAUAUGGUUGCAUAUCUUUCGUUGGGCCACAUCUCCAUUGAGCUCUGGGUCUUUCGCUCUCACAUAUGAGCCAUUUCAGAUAGGCUCAGAGGAUGUCCUCAAAGCCACCUUGCAAGCGAAGUAUGCCAUCGUGCGUGUUUGUCAGCUUUGGCGAGCACUUGCGAUGGAUUUACUAUACGAAGAUGUGAGGGUUAGGCACGGUAUGCACUUACUUGCCAGUGCUCUUAAGGGCGAUGAAUGUUUGGCAGAGGGGAACGGACGAUGGGUUCGACGACUCGAGUUACCAUAUGCGCACACAACCACCGCUACUAGCGAUAGCUCUGUCACCGCUCUUGAUAUCCUCAAAAAUUGCCCAACCCUUGAAGUUUUAACCAGGCCUUUCCCCCCAGAAUCAGCAGACAAUAUGCGCUUUGAAUUCAGCGCAGAACACGUCGUCUUGACGUCAUUGAAACGCCUGGAAUGGUGGCAUUAUAAUGGAGCUGCCCGCUCAGGUGGAAUCAAUUCACUCUACGAUGUCCUAAAGAAUGCUCCCAACUUACAAUAUCUCGCUGUCGGCGGAUCAGUGUUACCGAGAUUCAUCUCCGUGGCUCCUCUGUGUCUUACAGCAUUAUCAACACUUCGUCUACGGAAAAUGAACCACCUAUUUAUUCGCCAAAUAUGCCGGUGGGACUUCCCAUCUCUCGAGCAUGUCAUCGUCGAUGUACCUGAAACGUGGCAUGGAGCACUAGAGGACUUUUGGGAGGCCUUUGGUGAUCGCCUUCGCACGGUCGAACUUGGACAAAAUCUCGCAUUUUGUGUGGGUGAUCAAAUUACAGCCAUUCUACAGGGCUGUCCGAGGUUAAAAGAGCUGAAUUAUUACGUGUUCUUUGCUUCUCCUGUUCGCUUUACUUUUGUUCACUCCUCCAUCUCUUGUAUAAGGCUACAUGCUCACCCCAACCUUAUCCUGCUUCAUGAUGGCUGGGACUUCUUGGCUGAGCACCUGGCUUUCCUGGCGGGACCGUCACUACCUGCUCUUCGUUACGUCAUAUUCCACGGAGAUUGGAAGGUCAUCAUCGAAGAUGCUCGGUUUGCGUCUUUGCACGCCGCAUUGCUCAACCGUGGAUGUAUUAUCAAAUACGCAACAGGAAGUUUACUUCUCGGUUCCCCGCAGAACUCCUUGAUGAGCGCACCAUCGCAUGUGCAACUCUGCUAAGUAUUUAGCCGUUCCCCAUUUACGGAGGAACGCCACGCUAAGGCCUGUAGUCCAUCUCUCUCUCGUGACCUACGUGUGCUGGAUUCCGCACAGUUUUGGUUAAUUAUUAUCAUGGACGCGGGCUAUCUUGUUAUCGCCGAUUACUCAAAAUCUAGCAAUGGCCUUUUAAAUUCUUAUUUACGCAUAGGUAGUCUGUUGCUUAAAAUCGUGAGUUAUAUUGGACAAAUGUCAACACGCUGAGCCUAUCACGAUGACUAAGUACUGGCCGGCGACAGUUAUUUUUAUUUUUGGCCAGGUUUAGCCGCAUCAAGAGGUCACUUUCCCUGUGUGUUGUCCUGACAUGUGCUAGGGUAAUGGAUUUUCCGAAUCAUCAUCGAAGUGACCCACUUUGACGUGGAAUGCCGAGCUUAAAUGGGGCUCACUUUCUCAAGUUAUCUUGUAAUCAUCGUCGUCUUGACUUGCAUGGCGAAUACGAAAGACUUUCAAGUAGCCAUUGUGGGCGGUGGAAUAGUAGGACUCGUAUGCGCAGCUGUUUUAACACAGGCCGGUAUUCGGGUUGAUCUGUUCGAGUCCGCAUCGAAGUUUGGAGAAGUUGGCGCUGGCGUUGGACUGGGUGUGUCGAGUUUUCUCAAUCAAGGAUAUAGGGCUGAGCCUUUUUUUCGCAGGUCCUAAUGCUGUUCGUGCGCUGGAUGCAAUGGGCCUUUUCCAAGCUGUUUUGGCGAAGGCGGACCAAGAAACUCCAGAUAUGAGAGCUUUCCGUAUUAUAUCCUGUUCUCCUGGCCACGAACACAUUUUGGACUACCCGUAUUUACCGGAAGAUAAUGGUCUAGGCAUUCACAGGUAGUUCUGUGCGAGAUUCUGGAUGCGCCAUGCUAAAUGAUCUUGGUUUUAGGGCGGCUUUUCUCGAUGCCCUGAUUCCCUUUGUGGAUCCGGAUACGACUCACUUCAAUAAGCGUUGUACGAACGUCACGCCAUCCUCUAACGCUGGCACCCCACGCUCUAUCUUGCAUUUUACUGAUGGGACCACGUUCGCGGCCGACCUUGUACUGGGUGCUGACGGGAUAAGGAGCACCAUUCGUAACGUUGUCUUAGGCGUUCCCGGCUCUGAAGUGCAGCGCGUACACUUUGCCAAUACUGUUGCUUACCGUGCUUUGAUACCACUCGAUGACGUCAAACGUGCUGGUGUGAAAACUGAUCUUUCUGUGCGCCCAAUUUGCUGGACUGGUUUGCAU
Molecule: messenger RNA, 2457 nt
Organism: Serpula lacrymans var. lacrymans S7.9
Lineage: Eukaryota; Fungi; Basidiomycota; Agaricomycetes; Boletales; Serpulaceae
Exons: 5
Coding region: 8-1225 (405 amino acids)
Source: RefSeq, a predicted model, not a curated record